This is a messenger RNA of Acaulospora morrowiae, 1701 nucleotides long. NCBI's taxonomy places the organism in Eukaryota, Fungi, Glomeromycota, Glomeromycetes, Diversisporales, Acaulosporaceae. The record is from the annotation of a GenBank genome assembly.
AUGUUGGCCACCGCGAAGCUGUUAAUAUUGGUGGUACCAGUAUUAAUCUUUCUUAUAUUCGCCGAAAUUUAUGACUUUGGCUUGGAUUCGUCGUUGAGACCAAUAGAGCAACCAAACGAACUUCGCGGCAAUUUUUUACAUAUUACCGACUUCCAUCCGGAUCCUCAUUAUGUGGCGAAUUCCCUGGUGAAAACAAGAUGUCAUGGAAAUGUCUCGUCAGCCAAGAAACCCGCUCACAUGACCAAAGGUAUUUCUGGAAGCUGGGGAGCUUCGGCGACCAUAUGUGAUUCUCCGAUGGGUUUAAUAAAUGCAACGUUUGAGUGGUUGGAAAACAAUUGGAAAGAUAAACUCGAUUUCAUAAUUUGGACUGGCGAUAAUUCCAGACACGAUAAUGAUGAAAACAUGCCACGGACACCACAAGAAUUGUUUGGGCUUAACCGGAUGAUAACCUCAAAAUUUCUCCAAACCUUCUCUAGUAUUCGACAACCGCGUAGGAAACCGGUCCCACAUUUCAUACCAAUAGUCCCAUCCAUAGGUAAUCACGAUAUUUAUCCUAAUAACAUCCUUCUUCCCGGACCAAACGAUAUAUUAUCAACUCUUUAUGAUAUUUGGGCACCCUUCAUCCCUCGCAAUCAACGUCACACCUUCCUUCACGGUGGUUAUUACUAUACAGAAGUGAUACCAAAAAAAUUACUAGUUGUCUCCUUGAACACCAUGUACUUUUAUAAUUCCAACACUGCAGUAAACGGAUGUAAAGAACCGGGACAACCAGGAACCAAGGAAUUGAAAUGGUUGAAUGGAGUCCUAAAGAAGGCAAGGAAAGAUGGAAUGAAGGUUUAUUUGACUGGUCAUGUCGCCCCGAGACAUAAACAAUAUACGAAAUCUUGUUAUAAGAAAUAUGGAAAGCUAGCUCUCAAAUAUCAUGAAGUCAUAUUAGGCCAUUACUACGGACAUUCGAACAUGGAUCAUUUCUUCUUUAUUGGUGCAAAUGUCAUCGAUAAAAAUCGCAAUAAUACUAACGACGAAAUCAUAUUGGCCAAGGACGACGAGGAUUAUGAUUCGUAUGAUGAUGUCUAUGAGGACGAAUCGCCAUCCAAAGAGGAUAGUUACAAUGAUGAACCCUCUGUGAAUAUCUCUUCCGAAUCUGAAAUUGACAAAUAUUUAGAUAAGCUUCUUAACCACUAUCAAUCUGUUCCGCCAAUCUCCGAAGUCGUUGCCGAAGAUUAUGCUGUAGUUCACAUAAACCCAUCCAUAAUUCCGGUAUUUUAUCCGGCAUUAAGAAUUAUCAAGUAUAAUACUACUGAAACUUCAAAAAGGAAAAAAAAACCUAAGAACCACGAUCCGAAUUCACCUUCCCACUCCAACACAUUCUUGACACCAUUAGGAUAUACACAAUAUUUCAUCAAUCUCACGGAGGCUAACAGAUAUCCGAACAAAACGCCUGUCUUUGAGGUAGAAUAUACGACGUGGAAUGAUUAUAGGAUGAAGGAUCUGACAGUAAAAAGUUGGAUAAAGUUGGCGCGAGAUUUGGCUGAUCACGGAUUGAAAGGUUCAUUGUGGAAGAAAUACAGGGAUCAUUUGAUGGUUGGGACGAGGUCACUGGUGAAAGAGAGAAAUAAAAAACUCGUUCAAAAUUGUAUAUACUCUAAAUGUAGCGCUAAGGGACCCGGUGAUUAUUUGAUUACUGAACUUGACUUUUAA